Brassicogethes aeneus is the source of this 662-nucleotide messenger RNA. Lineage: Eukaryota; Metazoa; Arthropoda; Insecta; Coleoptera; Nitidulidae. The record is from the annotation of a GenBank genome assembly.
AUCAGUUGAUCAAAUCUUCUCAAAUUGUAUAGAAGAAUACCAUUCGCGAAAAUGAUAAAAUUGGUGAUUGCCUUUGCUUUCGUAGCUGUAGCUAGUGCUCAGCUUCGUCUCCAACCCUUCAGGGCUCAACCCCAACCCAUUACCUACCAACCUGCAAGGAAAGUACAAGCUUACCAAACUGGACAAGAAAUCCCAAUUCUUCGUCAAGAAUCCGACAUCAGCCCUGAUGGCAGCUACAAAUAUGCUUACGAAACUGGUAAUGGAAUUGCCGCUCAAGAACAAGGUGUAGGGGGACAAACUGCUCAAGGUGGCUUCGCCUGGACUUCCCCUGAAGGAGAACAAAUUCAAAUCCAAUAUGUCGCCGACGAAAAUGGUUACCAACCACAGGGUGCUCACAUUCCCCAACCACCACCAAUCCCAGCUGCCAUCCAAAGAGCUUUGCAAUGGAUUGCCGCUCAUCCAGAAAAGCCCGAACAAAGAUUGGUUAGAUUCUAAGAAGUUGUUUUGUUGUAUAGUUUAUAGUAUUAAAAAUAUUCAAAUUAAAUUUUUGUUUAUUAUUAGUAUUGCCCUUAAUAUUUAUUUGUAUGUCUAGACCUAAAAUGUUGGUACAAAAAUUAAUUUAACAGUUCUAUAGAGCCUGUAGUUUGAGGUUUGGAGUUUGG